AGACCGUAAGUGACGCAUGUUUUGAACUAAUGAAAUACACAUGCUCGGUGUGUAGACCUUUUGGCUUGCCACAUAGAUUCUAUUUUAACCGAUUAUCACCAAUAUACGUCAUGGGUUUGAAGACGAAGGUCUAAAAAUUGUCGAACUUUAAGUUUCUAGAAAAUGGAUGAUCUGGAGUCAGAACUGAGGGAGCCUGGGGAAGAUCAGGUCGAAAAUGAGUCCUCAGAUGAUGAAUCAAUUAACAGAAAACGCAUCAAGAAACCAAACCUUCCACUGGCACCUCCUGUAUUCAAAGAGACACACCAUGAGACUGGUUUUCACAAGACCACAAGGAUCUGCUUCCAGCACAUCAGGGAGGCCUUGUUGCACCACCGAUGGGAGAAUGCUACGGAGUACAUGGCCAGCUAUGCACAAACACUGGAGGAUACGACAGCAAGCAUGUCACAACACUGCGCCGAGAUCAUUUGGCGGAUGGGCACAGAGAUGCUACAUCAGCGUCCUGACUCAAAGCUUGAAGACUACAACAGCUUCUAUGAGCGAAUUAAGAACUCAGGAGUGAAGCAUUACCUGAAGGUGUGUCUGGAGCAUUCGUUUCACCUCUUGGUCAACGGGCAGUUUGAAGAUGCAAAGCGCCAGCUGUCAAAUGCUCUCAGUUGGAGGUAUGGGAAGCAGUUAACCAGUCAGCCACAGAGGAUGAAGCUGGUCCAGGCCUACAGUGGCUUCUUGGAUUACUUUGUCUGGUGUGACAAAAAAAACGCCAUCUCCAGUACAGAUGAGUAUAAUGCAGGUACCAAUCAAGAAAUGCACAGCUACUUCCGCCAAUCUUCAGUGAACCUGAAGGAGAUCUUAAAGAUUCCUGGCGUCUGGGAUCCUUUUAUUCAGAGUUACGUUGAUAUGUUGGAGUUCUACAGUGAUCAUGAGGGGGCUUUCGCGGUUCUGAGUGACUACGCCUACGACAGCAGCUUCCCCCCAAACCCCAAUGCCCAUGUCUACCUGUAUAUGCACAUGAAGAAACACAACCACCCGUCAAAGAAACUUCUCAAAGUGCUGAAGAUCUUGCACACUUUGGUUCCGAGUCAUGAGUUAAUGCUGGAAUACUGUUUCCUCCUGCUGAAGUCCGAGAAAGAGGGAGAUCUUCAGAAGGCUCUGGGUGUGGUCCUGGAUCUCCUAGACUAUGUCUGUUGGAAGAGGAACCUGGAUGUCUGGAACCAGCUGAUGACUGUCUUAGAAUAUCUAAUGCUCAAAGAUCAGUGGCUGGUGGUUAUUGCUGAGGAGAUGUCGCACAGAAAGGACUGGUGGCUAGCGAUGCACUUCUCAAAGUUCCAGGCUAGAAAAGACUUUGCGGAGAACACAGAGCUGCUAGACGUGAAGAGCUCUGUGGUUCAUGCCCUUUGUCCUCACUAUGCCUCCAUUUACUGCAGUGCCUGUAAGGAAGCCCAGAAGAAGGCUGGAAAUGCCCUGAAUGACUUCAAGACUGCUAAGAGAGAUGUGAAACCUAGGAAGGGAAAGAGGAGACGGAAGACCAGUGUGACCCAGAAGAAAUACCUGCAACGCCGGCGAGUGGAGAGGCAACGGCAGUCAUUUCUGAAGGCGGCUUCAAAGCGUCCACAUUUGCCUGUUCGCCACAGACGGGAGCUCUUUGUACAGUCAUCGUGUUAGACUCUGCUGACUUGCUGCUUCACAUUGACUGUAGUAACUGCCACUUCUCUAGAAUGUUCUUGGUUAGCGCUGUACAAACAGUCAUUCUGUCCAAAAAAGGGACAGACUGCUAUAAUGCCAUAACGAUGUGUUCCAUAUGUGGCCAUGUUUGCCCACCAGUGUAAGCACUCCUAGUGGUUACAUUCUAUUGCUCCAUUUUCAGAGGAGCUGAGACCGAUGCUGUGAGCUGAGUUAGCUGGUACCCUCUAUUACAGAGGUAGACAGCCCCUGUACCCUACACACUGGCCCGCAGUGCCAAUCCAGCCCCUGUACCCUACACACUGGCCCGCAGUGCCAAUCCAGCCCCUGUACCCUACACACUGGCCCGCAGUGCCAAUCCAGCCCCUGUACCCUACACACUGGCCCGCAGUGCCAAUCCAGCCCCUGUACCCUACACACUGGCCCGCAGUGCCAAUCCAGCCCCUGUACCCUACACACUGGCCCGCAGAGCCAAUCCAGCCCCUGUACCCUACACACUGGCCCGCAGUGCCAAUCCAGCCCCUGUACCCUACACACUGGCCCGCAGUGCCAAUCCAGCCCCUGUACCCUACACACUGGCCCGCAGUGCCAAUCCAGCCCCUGUACCCUACACACUGGCCCGCAGUGCCAAUCCAGCCCCUGUACCCUACACACUGGCCCGCAGUGCCAAUCCAGCCCCUGUACCCUACACACUGGCCCGCAGUGCCAAUCCAGCCCCUGUACCCUACACACUGGCCCGCAGUGCCAAUCCAGCCCCUGUACCCUACACACUGGCCCGCAGAGCCAAUCCAGCCCCUGUACCCUACACACUGGCCCGCAGAGCCAAUCCAGCCCCUGUACCCUACACACUGGCCCGCAGUGCCAAUCUAGCCCCUGUACCCUACACACUGGCCCGCAGUGCCAAUCCAGCCCCUGUACCCUACACACUGGCCCGCAGUGCCAAUCCAGCCCCUAUACCCUACACACUGGCCCGCAGUGCCAAUCCAGCCCCUGUACCCUACACACUGGCUCGCAGUGCCAAUCCAGAACUUCACCAUUUCAGGUAGGAUGUAUUUGCGACUGCACGUGUCAUCAUUACGCAGGCUUCAUGCCGGUACGGUGUUCUGUGUGAAAUUGCUGGGACGGGGCAGUGGUGGGUACACACGUGGUCAUUUUCACUCCCUAAGCUUUGAGACUCUUCACGGGGAGUUGGACCAAUGAGGGGCGAUGCUGACCUAAUGCCAGUCACUGCAAAGUGACAAACUGAGACGUGACUACAGGUUGCAUUGCACUGUGGGUGAUAUCUGCCAAUGUGGGUGAGCAUAGUUGGGUGGGCAGCUUUUGUGUAUUGGACCGGUACUCAAUGGUAGUAAAACUGCAUCUGGUUAUGAUGGGGUACCCCCCCCCCCAGGGAUUUUGUCUGGGGUGAGUGUUCGAGGGGCUGUGUGUUUGGAGUACAGGGUCAGAGUUUUUAGGGAAAGAGAGGCUGUCAAGUGGCAGCAUCUGGCUGUACGCGUCGUGAAUUUUGACCUCAAAGGUGCCUCAGCGGGAAUUUUCAAUUAAGAUAUGCACCCACACGACAGACGGCACGCGCCUUUCGCACAGUGUUGCUUCGCUCUGCAUGCUCUCGAGUCCCCGUUUGAAGACAUCACAUCACUGAUGUCCCUGGUUGUAGCGGCCUUUGUACCCUAUAAUAGAAGCCCCCCCACCCCGCUCCACACUGGAUGAAAGAGCUCCAUUUCACAGCCCCAAAGGCUCACAUGCUGCCUGUUUAAUCUUGAUCAGGGAUGACACUGAGCGUUCAUGUUUGUGGCCAGGACCUUGGAGAGGACCUUGUCGUAACGGUUCUUUAUGACCACACCGCUUCCCAACUCCGCCGCGGCCGCGCUCCUACCAGCGCCAGGGGUUGGCCGUGGAUAAGCGCACCUGAAUCAGUUCUUUAACAGAUGGAGGACUGGUUCUGGUUCCGUUUGAUCUGAGCGGUAACCGAGAAUGUACCGGAACAGAACUGGUCCACUCGGCCACUUGAUUUUGCCGCAAACAUGAUUUGUUCUCACUGGCUCGGCCAUUUGUUAUUCAUUUUAUUUUUCUCUGUGGCUUCUUGCUGCAGGAUCAUUUACCGAUGUAUUCUGCCCUAUUUAUUACGGAAUAAACCCUUUUGAUUAAGUUUG
This is a messenger RNA of Esox lucius (northern pike), 3827 nucleotides long. It is a transcript of the gene taf1a, whose product is annotated as TATA box binding protein (TBP)-associated factor, RNA polymerase I, A. The coding region runs from base 163 to 1659 and encodes 498 amino acids. Lineage: Eukaryota; Metazoa; Chordata; Actinopteri; Esociformes; Esocidae. The transcript has 10 exons. The record is from RefSeq and is a predicted model, not a curated record. Gene Ontology annotation, cellular component: RNA polymerase I transcription regulator complex. Gene Ontology annotation, biological process: transcription by RNA polymerase I.